AUGGCGGACAGUUAUGUGCAAGACGAACUCACCAGACUUCGAUUGAAACUAGUUGAAGAAGUAAGUCGAAAUUUCAUCACAUGAUUUUGGGGGAUAUAGAAGGAAACCUUUAAUAAUUCUUUUCACUGUUCAUAGAAAAUCAGAGGUCAAUCAAGCUAUGGAAUGGGCGCUAGUUACUACAGCUCCCCUUCAAGUUCAAACGCUGGUAUAAAGCUUGUACCUGUUUUGAGUAUUUUUGAUUAAUUAAUUUGGCUCAUAUUUUGCCGUUGUUUUGCUUUAGUCCAAUCAAAAUUUUCUUAUAAUUUAUAACGUAGGAAUUCAACAGCUUCUACAAGCAGAAACUCUGAAGAGUGAACAACUUCUCCAAAGAGUUAAAGUAAGAACAUAAAGAAGAGCUCACUUUCCGAGCUAUUUAAAUUUUGAGGGGCCAUUGUCUUUAACUUCUGAACCCUUCCUCCUCUAUCAAGGUACAAUUUUUAAUGUUAUUCAUUACGAAAAACAAUGUUCAACGUGCCAACACAUUUUUCCGCCUUCAGAGAGAGGAAAAUGUGUUCAAGAGUUCGACUGCACUGACAUGCAACUAUCCAUUCCAAUAACCCUUAACCCCCCAAUAAGGUAGGGCAUGCAGACAUUAAAUAGAAAGGCUCAAAAUGUUUUCUAGCCCACGAACACACCUGAAGAGAUUUUUUCCUUCACUCACUAUUUCCUGCAUUUCUCACCAUUUUUGAUUUUGAAGGCAGAGGAAGAUUGGGGAGAGUAGAGAGUGGGAACAUCAGGGUGUGCACAAUGCUAAAGGAUAAAGUGGGUUUCUCACCUGUCUCCUUACCAUGUCCUCAUCCUAGGUAACUCCUGUGACUCAUGCAACAGAAUCAACCCCCACACUCCAAAAAAAUUUUGUUUGUCCUACGGUUAUUUAGUGAAAGUUUAAAGAGAUAUAAAAGUGAGAGAGAAAAAGUAAUUUCCUUUUAAUCAUCCUAGCUAUUUGAGAUAGUCAGUGGUGCUUUCACCAUUGGGGAGGGGGGGGGACACUCUUUUUCUGAGACAAUAUGGUAAUGUGAAGUAAGUAACUUGUCAACAGUUGCUACAUGUCAGGUAACCUUAUAAGUUUUCUCUUCUAGGAGGAAAGACACCAUCACCAAACACGUUCUUACAAUCAAGAUGAUGAUCAUUCAAAAGGUAAAAGCAAAUUAAUUGUUGCGGUGAACAACUUCUGGGAACUCCACAGAAGGUUUAUGAGUAAUUUUAUAUACUUGUCUAAUAUAAAUCCAUAAGUCAACAGUAUUUAUAAACGUACAGAGCUGUCAUUAAGGGGCAGGGGCCGGGGAUUUCCCCCCUCUACCAUGAACGUGGUCCCCGGCUACUUUCAUAGGAUAAUAGAAGAAAAAAUAGAACCAAAAGAAAUCCUUAGCUGUUUUAUUCCGCGCCUACUUGUUGUAUUUACCUGGCAACUUGAAAUCUUUAAGACAGCCCUGGACAUGCUUAAAAGAGUGUCUAAUAUUGUUGACCUAUGGGUCAUAAAAUUUGUCUCAUUAAACAUUUUCUUUCAUGUUAUUGUCAAGUCCUAUGAGUCAUAAAUGUGAUGGACAAAAUCAUUGUUUCAUUGUUGAGUUGGUAAACAGAGUGUUAAGAGAUAACAAGUUGUUAAGUCACAUGAGUAUUGUCUAAAUUAAUCACCAAUGUUACAUGCAAAUUUUCCUGAAUCUAAAACAAAAGUUUUGAUAUUGAAAAUAUCCAUGCAUUUGACUUUGUACAUGGUUAAUUUUAUCCAGAGAUGAUGUCAAUGGUUAUGUCACAGAAUAUGCAGCUUCAGCAGAUGAUGUUACAACAGAUGAUCUCAUCGUCAGCUACAAACAGAUCACAUGCCGCAGAGAACAGAAUUGAUCACCACAGGUAGUUUUGCUGACUUGUAGCUUAUAUGAUUUUCCUUUCGUCUUCUUUGUGCUCAUGAUAACCAAUACAUUGUACAGAUAAACCCAUCAAUAAAGCUGUUCAUCCAUGUGCGUAGAAUAAAGGAUUGGUAAUCUAAUGGUUAUUUAUUUAUUCCUUUGUUGCAAUUUCUUCCAGUUUGCCCACAACCAGACAAGUUGAGAUUGAGCAAAUUGGUCAUCGAGAAAUGACGCCAUUUUCUAACCUUCAAAGAGAUACUAAAAGAGGUACCAGCGAUGUUAUUUUCUUCAUUUGGUAUCUUAUGUUUGGUAUGUUAGUUCCCAAUCUUCCAUGGUCAAAAUAUCCAAAAAUUUACUUUUUAUUGGUUUUAUCAGAGCCUGCUCCCCCAUCACCUGCAGUGAAGCAGUCAGUGGCUGUUCAAAGAAAACCAUCACCCAAACCAUUGGUAAAAUAAUAUUGCUCCAAAUCUUGUGUGUGACUGUUGUACAGUGACUAGAAACUAGCAGCAGUAAGUAAUGGUGACCACUUUAACUCAACAUGGCACAACAUUAUAUAAUCCUUAGAGCAUAUAUUCCUUCCCCCCACCCUCUGUGUCCUAGAGAAUUUAAAGAAGAAGAACCCUUGCCACAAGUUGAGGCUUUCAGCACAAAAUUGUACACUUGUAUCUCCCAAGUUUAAACACAUAGUAGGCCGAGUUCAAGAGACCACACAUAAAACCAGAUGCAAACCAGGCAGAAAGCCUCCAGCCAGCAUAUUCUUUUUGUUCACAAAAUAAUUUUUCUAAAUUAGUACUAGAACGAGAGUGUACUGCAUUAAAAGGUAGAGGCAGUAUAGAGGCAUUUUAAAAGUCUGCUAACCAGCUAUUUUCCUGUAGGUCCCUAGAGGUACUGCUUCUCCUGUGCGACCAACAGAGAGAUUGUCUGAACCACAGAAAAGGUCUCAUACUUCUGUAAAGCCUCAGGGAUUUAUUGGUCAAGUUGCCAGGGGCAAUCCUGAUCAUCCCUACCCUUUUCCUGGGAGCAGAAGAGUCAGAAAGCUGCGGCACUUUGGUUACGUAGCCUGGGCCUGCUUCAUACUUCUAUCACUGCUAAAAAAAGUAGAGCAAAGAAGACUUGAUGCUAUGGACCAUCUGAAUUCUCUUAUUAAUGAUGCCAUUGAUAAGCUCCACAGAAAACACUAUCUUGAUCUUGAUAACCCUAUUUAUGCCACAAUUCAAGAUGCGGUUAAGGAAGAUUCUUUAGAUUUGAAAGUUAAAAAUCCUGGAGUCUUUCAGAGGCUGUCAAGAGAUGCUCAAGCUGCUUUGAGUGAACUUUCUUCAAUGAUUGAGACAAUUGUUUAUAAUGUGACACAAAUCAAACCAGCAACUGGACUGCUUAGUGCAACAAGGGAGGGUGUCCUGUGGGAACUGACACAAGUGGGUGUCCUGUUACCACAAGACUACUUGUGGCAAGUAGAAAAGGUUCGAAGUGAAUUGAUGUGAUAUGUACCAUUCUAGAAUUUUCUCAGACAAUGAACUUUCUCUUUUUCAAGGAAAGGUCCUAACACUCUACCUCUUGGAAGGGAAUUUAUUAAAGAUAUGUCUAGUUCUGUGUUGCCCCUAAAGGCUGGUUUUCACUAGCGAUGGAGUCAGAGUCGUAAGGGGAGUCGUAAGAGCGCUUAUGACCUAGUGAAAAUAAACAAUGAGAGUCGUAAGCGGAAUCAUAAGCGCGACAGAAUCGGAGUCAGAAGAAUCAGAAUGUUUCCAUUUCUUCCGACUCCGCUUACGUCUCUGUCACUUGCAUCUAGUGAUCUAGUGAAAACCAGACUGUUGGAGUCAGAAGCAGAAGUGGAAGGAUUAACCAAUCACAAUGCACAUUCCCACUUUUUGUGAUUGGUUUGGUUCUUCUGCUUCUGCUUCCGAUUCCAACACUCUGGUUUUCACUAGAUCAUAAGCAGAAUGUAAACAAUGGAAUCGUUAGCAAAAUUCCAAUGCUGUUUUCACUAGAUCAUAAGCUCUAUGUUUCUGAUUAUGAUUCGGAUUCUUACUCUGUCACUAGUGAAAACCAGCCGCAAAGGUUCUGCUUAUACUCUGGGUAGUGUUGUACAUAUAUACUAAGAGAUGAGACCAUGGGUCAAUGGUUGCUUACAAGAGGUUAAAAACAGAGGAAAAUUAGUAAAACUGACACCCGAAAAGGUGGUCAUUGUCACUUACGAGAGGUGGCGUUUACAAGAUGUUCCAACUACAGGGCUUUGACUGAAAAAUUUUGGUAUUAUGGGUGGAUGGUUGCUUAUAGGGGGGUGGUAACUUACUAGAGUUGCUCAGAUAUGGUGGUACUUAGCCUGUGAAGAGGGGCCUGGAUAGCUUACUCAUAAUCUAGGAGGUGUUAUACAGUUACUAUAUCUCAGCCAUGUGUCUUAUCAGUUACAAAAGUUGCUUGUAUUUUGCUUUAGUAAAAUCUGUUUUAAAAUUGCAGAGUUAUUAAAAAUUGCACAUGAAAAAAGAAAUCACUUCUGAAAGACAAAAUAUAAAACAUAUGUCCUUUGUUCACAGGAUAACAUGACCUUCUUUGACCGAGGAGAACUGGUCCAAGUAACCAAUCAAGUUAGCACUAUUCUCCUGCUCGGGUUGUUCAUCUCGAGAAGUCUGGUAUCCACACUGUUGUUGAAGCCUACUGAGUGUGGCCUGAUAGACAGUGAACCCAGCGAUCUGGCUGCUUCUAACCUCAAGGUCAGCUGUCAUAAAUUUUGAAAACAAUAUUAUUAUCCUGAAGUCAGCACCCCAUUGAAUCCUUUAGGGGACUUAAUAACUUUCUUUUGUCCCACACUAGUGACUUGACAUCUUUUUCAUCUUUAUUUGCGUAUAAUAAAUUAAUUUAACAUGUUUCAAAGAAUUGCGACUUCUUUGAGGUUUUUUGGUCUACGGUAGACUCUCUCUUAACGGCCACCCUUAUAAGGCGGGCACCUCUUUAAGAUGGACACCUCUGUAAGACGGACACCAAGUGUUGGUCCCUGCAGCAGUUCUUUACUUCCUUAUAUUUGACUCUCUAUAAGAUGAACCUCUCUAAGACAGACACGUGAUGCCGGUCCAUAAGGUGUCCAUUAACUGUAGUCCAUAGUUCACUUUGUUUCCUCAUUGUUUCCCAACCAUCCCUGUGACGACCUGUUACAGGUGCAGGGCAUAUCGGACAUACAGUAAAUCCUCUAUUAAGCCCCCCGAAGGGCUCAUUUAUUUCAAACACAUUUGAGAGGGGGGGGGGCUUAAUAGAGAGCGGGGGGGCGGGUAUUUGAAAGGGGGGAGCGUAUUUAAUUUAGCAAAGACAAUGGUAUCAGUUCUCCACAAAGAACUAGAAUACAAAGUGGAAAAGUUCAAGUACAAGAAGUUAGAGGUCAUGCAGCUGGGGAUCAAAGACAAAUCCAAACUUCCAGUGGGAGAAUAAACCAUCCUGGAUCAGUCCAAAUGAAGUUUUACGGUCAUGAUUGAUUAAUACAGUCUUAUCAUUUAUUAGUGAAAAAUAAUUAGGGGAGGGGAGGGGGCUUAAAAGAGAGGGGGUCAUUAACUUUCUUUCCCUAAAAGGGGCGGGGGCUUAUUAGAGAGAGGGGGCUUUUUUGAGAGGAGAGCCUAAUAGAGGAUUUACGGUAAUUCUAGUGUAAUGGUCCAUUAGGAGUGUGAAUUCUUAGAUUCAAAAUCCGUUUUUUAGAUUCACGAAUCGGGAUUUCAAUUUUACAAAGAUAUCUGCUAGCAGAUAACUGACUAAUAUGCAGGUUGCGCACUCAAUGCAUGAUUUCCAGCUACAGAGCAAGUGUGUUCCGUUCGAUGGUGCGUUUGUCGUUCGUCAAAACAAUGUCAAAUAAAACAAAUAUUAGAUUCGGUAUUUGUGAUUUCCCGAAUAAUCAAGGUCUCGGUAAGUGUUAUCAGCCUGGGCUUUCGGCUCGGCUGAUAACACAUACCUCGACCCAGAUUAGAGCGGUUUUCAUUUGAGUGUCGAAAAGUAAUUGGUUUUGCACUUUCUACACGAUGCGAUUGGCUUAAAAGAUUCGCGCCACCUUUUCAUCCAAUCAGAAGUAAAACCAAAGCCAAUUGUGACGCAGCGCUUUGCGUCAGCCACAUGUAAUUACUUCGAGUUUUCAUUGGUUCAAUGUAUUGUCUGUGUCCUAUGUGAUUGGCCAGAGUAAUUACUUUGGUUUUGGUUUUACGACACUCAAACGAAAACCACUCUAUUCCGGAUGUCACAAAACUGAGAACCGAAUCCAAAAAAAAUUAUUGAUGGUAUUUUUUCCUUGAAUGUUAGGUUUUAGCCUCUGUUCUUAUGAGAAUUGUACGUGACGUUUCGUUAUGGCAAAAGAAAAAGACGAUGGUAAGGCUUUACAUCCGACAUCUUGAGUUCUCCUUUUCCCGUAGGUAUAGCCUGCGUGGCAAACGUUUGCGAUCAAGUUAACGCUCGAAAGUUGGAGCGAGAGCGCUCUUGUUCUAACUUUCUUGGCGAACUCGCGCGGAAUGGCUUGUUGCGCAGACUACCGUAGAUCAUUCAUGAUAGAACGUGAAAAUCACAACAUGGACGGGAGAACCUAAUUUUCACUGGUCGUAGUCGUUGGUAAAUUGCCGUCAGAGUGUAGACUACGAGCAGUCUCUCUUUUUUCUUAGUCUAGCGAGCGAAACGCGCGAGACACGAAAAUGACUACUUGUAUUGCGGCUUCGCGGUUCCACGCUCGCACUUCCCUCACUAAAUACAAAGAAAAAGAGAGACUGCUCACAGUCCUACCGUCAGUGAGCUAAAAUGUCUCGGGAAGAGUAAAAUAUCAUCAUUCGAGGGUCUGGGUCGCGGAGCACUAGAAUUCGCUCUGCUUCUGCUGCAUAAGUCACAGGAGGAAGGGAAGGGAAUCGCAAAUAAAACUGCGAGCUUAAGCUGAUUUCAGUGUCCCCUAGAACUAAAAAAAUCCCCAAAUCAUCCGUUUCACUUUGAAUGUUCUUCCCUCUUUUGUCCUCGGCUCCCAUCUCAGUCUUUCUACUGAUAAAUACAACAAAGGUACCAUUUUUGUCAUACUAAAAGUCACUGUCUCUUGGAAUGUUGUUUAAAUACUCACGCCUCAUUCUUGAUUUCUCUCUUCUUGGCAUUUUGCAGCCUUUAGCGUCGGAAGUAAGCCAAGAACUGUUUAGUGAUGAGGAUAUGAAAUAUAUCUACAAGAAACUAGAUGAUACAUUGAUUUGGAGUAGGGUCUGUAUAUUCAUUUGUCCUUUCUAAAUAUUCUUAAGUUGAGUUUCAUCAUUGGACACCAUACCCCAGUGAGACAACUCAAACGUUCAAAAUGUUUUUUCUGAUAUGAGAUGUUUUCAUUUUUCUUGACAGGCAAACCUGAGAAGAUGGGCUGAAGCUUAUAUAAACUCUCUCAGUAGAAGUUAAUACUCUGUAAAAAAAAAUGAUACCCGUGAAUUACGUUAUGGUGGCUAACUUUCUCGACUCGCGAAAAAAGUUCUGGUGAGCGUUAAAGGGCGUGACCCUAGAGAUGCAAGAUUAUGCAAUUAAAAUUGCAAAGCCGUGUUUACUUGUCAUGACACACUAUUCUGCCAACCUUUGUAGUAUAUGAGUGUAUUUUGUCGC
Molecule: messenger RNA, 7463 nt
Organism: Porites evermanni
Lineage: Eukaryota; Metazoa; Cnidaria; Anthozoa; Scleractinia; Poritidae
Source: the annotation of a GenBank genome assembly